CUGUCCUUUAACCGCAAAUAUGUCCCGCUUUGUGGAAGCCUUUAGCUUUGAAAAGCCCAAAGAAUCGUUCGAUAUCGUUUUGAAACGGCUCAAGCGUGGUCAGGUAUUGGACGAUGAAGUUGCCAACUAUUUCAAAGAGCGAGCUAUACUGGAGGAGAAAUAUGCUCAUGACCUUAUGAGAUUAUCCAAAAAGCAUUCGUUGAGCGGAGACAAGGACUUUGUUGGCGCGUUCAGUGAAGUGUGGGAUCAGCUUCUGGGAGCAACGAAUGAGCUUGCCGGUCUUCACAUGGUUUAUGCUAAAGAAGUUGUGGAGACGCUUGAAAGACCUGUGCGCGGUAGAAGUCACACGGAUACAGAUUGGAGUAAACUAAAACAGUACGAAGCUGAUUUCGGAAGAAGUACAAAGGAUUAUGAUGAAAAAGUUAUAAAACAUCUGAAGGCAGUCGCCAAGGCAAAGAAGAAAAAUGGUUCCGAUAAACUUGACAAGAAGGUAACCGAUGCACUUGCUGCACUGGAAGCAGCGAAGGAUCAGUGGGUUCCACAGGCUAUCCAAUCAUUCGAGAGAUUUCAACUCAUGGAUGAGGGCCGCCUCACCUUCUUGAAAGAGAUCAUUUCAAAAUCGGCAGAUCUUGAUGCAAGGCAUGGUGGUGCACGAACUGCGAUUUCUGAUGGAAUUCUCGCCUCCGCAAUGUCAUUUGAUGUGGCGAACGACACCGCUAAUUUUUGUUCGUUGAAAGGCAACAAAACUGGUGACGAUGUCGGUUAUCAGUAUACAGUCAAUGAUGUCAGCAGUUCGACGGCUACGUCACGCAAGAACUCGGUCGUAAUUCCCCCAGAACGCGCUUCGGUCGCUUCCAGUGCAAUGGCGACAAGCCAGAAACCCAACGUUGAUGAGGAGGGUUACACAAUUCCACCUCCACAACCAAAUGUCCCGUGGGAUGCGCCGGCCGCAUCUGCUCUAGAUGAGGAAGACGACACAAGCAGUGCGACAGGCAAUCAGCGAAUUAAGGUCGACAUCCGGAAGGAAGCUAUUGUAGAGAAUCCCGAUGAAGCGACCAGAAUUUUGAGGCAAUUUCAAGGCGCAUUGCCUUCUACCAUUAACCGUUCAUCCAAGAGAAUGUCUAGGCGUAUGUCGCUGUCUGAUGCUGGACAACAGACGCAGACAACACCAGGUUCGAUGGAAUCUGCUGAUAUGGUCCGAAAGCGCAUGACAAUACACAUGGGACCAUCGAAUGGAAUCCUUUUGGGUGGAUCCGACGAGGUGCCUAGCCUACCCACCAUGCCGACGCUGCAACCGACGAAAAUUUCCAACUCAGCUCUGGCUUCUGGGAGUGUAACACCGGCUGCAAAUACUUUACCCGUUCCUAUCGCUGCAUCCAUGGUCGAGACGCUGAAUGUUCUGAUAAAAGGAAACGCCGUGGAAAGAUUGUUACUGAUGGGCGAAGUCUCUCUUUCACUGCCGAGGGCCACUGCUGAUGUUGCGAGCAACAGCGGCAGCUUCGUGUUAGGAAUUGAAAAUUACGAUCAAUUAGCACAAGUGGUGCUGAACGAAACUUUUGCACGAGUUACAGAUCCUUCAAAACCCAACGAAGUCACCCUAGACCUUGGUGCGCUACGACAAUCCGCGACCUCAUUAGUACCUAUUUUGAAAUAUCAAGUCCGGAUUGAUGAUCCAUCCGAAUUCACUCCAUUGUAUGUGCAUCCAGUAUGGAAGUGCGAUGCUACGCAAACGUCGCUUCUAUUAGCGUAUCAAAGGAAUCCUUCCGUUCGCUCUAAUAUUCCGCUAUCGGAUGUUUCCUUCCUGGUUCAUGUUGAGGGUGGUGGGGAGAUUGGACAAGUUCAGAUGAAACCUACUGGACUGUGGAAUUCUGACCGUAAAGCCAUAUUAUGGAAAGUAGGAAGCAUUGAGGGUACUGUCGAUAACGAUACCGCCACCCCUGAACCGAGCAAGAUUCUUGCCCGCCUCGAAACGACAGAACCUUGUCAACCAGGAACAGUAAUUGUUCGCUUCACGAGCAAUUCGCGCCUUCUUUCCGCGUGCAAUUUGACCGUCGUCUCAAAAGACAGUGCGCAACCUGUUGUGGAGUUGAAGGACAUAUCGCGAUCUGUCGUUGCUGGGAAGUACGGAGCCGCAUGACCCCAGAUGGGUUAAGCUUUUGGCAUGAAAAUUAUUAUUUCCAUCACUUAAAGAUUGUAUAUGUAGACAUUGUCAUUUACUGAAGCUGCAUCAAUAUUAUCAUUUCCACAGACAGUACUAGAUUUUAAAGUGCAAUUGAUCCUAGUUUCAA
This is a messenger RNA of Spizellomyces punctatus DAOM BR117, 2288 nucleotides long. RefSeq lists its product as uncharacterized. Gene Ontology annotation, cellular component: cell division site; plasma membrane; endocytic vesicle. The record is from RefSeq and is a predicted model, not a curated record. The transcript has 14 exons. Gene Ontology annotation, biological process: septin cytoskeleton organization. Lineage: Eukaryota; Fungi; Chytridiomycota; Chytridiomycetes; Spizellomycetales; Spizellomycetaceae. The coding region runs from base 20 to 2137 and encodes 705 amino acids.